Molecule: messenger RNA, 1866 nt
Organism: Dichotomopilus funicola
Lineage: Eukaryota; Fungi; Ascomycota; Sordariomycetes; Sordariales; Chaetomiaceae
Exons: 1
Coding region: 1-1866 (621 amino acids)
Source: RefSeq, a predicted model, not a curated record
AUGUCCCUACAUUCGGGUUCGCCGUCGCCGUUGCAGAUGGCCGCCAACGGCCAUAUGGAUGAAGCCACGAUGCCCAGGGGACACUGCCGCUACAUCCUACUUCACCCCGAGAUCAAGGGUCAGCGCUGCGCCUGCGCCACCUUCUCACUCAAUAAGGAUAUCCCUGGUUCCACUUGCGACUGUGGACAUCUGGCAUGCUUCCACAACCAAGAUCCCGAGGCGUCGUCCGAUCAGAGACACGAACUGGACCUCUUGAAAAGACGCCUGCAGCACCUUGAGGAGCAGCUUUCUAAGGGCCAGGAUGAUGUUCUGGCUAGCGUCGUUAACCGUCUGAAUGAAGUUGAGGACCAUCUAGAGAAGAGCAAGGAGGAGGUGGGCGAGCAGAUCAAGGGGGCUUACCGCAAUGUCAGCAUGAGUUGGCGUUCUAUCGAGCAGGCUGAGCACAAAACCCAGCAGCAGGACGAACAGCUCCGUCAAAUAUACCACAAACUCCGAGAUCAUGACGAGCAACUCAACCGGGUGCACGCUGGCCAACUAGAACUCCGAGACGCCGAUCUCAGCCUGGAAGAGCGGAUCGAGAACCUGACCGAGACAUUGGAAGCGGAAGAGGAGAUGCGGAUGUCAACAGCCCUUACCACGGAGCAACCAUCAAGUAGACGGCCCACACCAGACACAUCCUACCAAAACAUCCCUCUGGGCCCUUUAGGGGAGGGGGCCGCCCACCGACAGCCAUAUCCAUCCCCAUCGGGCGGCCCCGUCACCAGCAUUCCUCCCACCAAAACACCAGCCCCAGAACUACACGGCGCCACCGGGCGCGACGUCAAACGCUCCCCACACCACCAUCAUCACUCCCCGAGGCCAGCUCUCUCCCCGUCCUCUGCCCGGCGCACGGAGUCCUGGACGGUCCACAUCUCCCUUUUGCCCCAUGCCUAUGUGCCCAUGCCCUUCGAGCGCAACACGACUGCCUACCAGCGCUGCCUGUCCCGGGGUCUCCACCGCAUGGUAGCCGUCCAAGGCCGCGACGCGGCGUCCUUCAAGCAGGCCGUCGAGAAGGCUUUCGGUCACUUCAUCCGGGGCCGUGAGUGGAUACUGCUCCAGGCGAAACUUUGUGACACGACCGUCCUCCAAGGCCUCCCCAUACUGCGCCAGAUCGACAAUCCGGCAUACCAGCGCCACCUCGUGGGCGGUUCCCCUGGCUGUGACUACGAAUUUUUGCGCAAGAACUGCGCCAUCGUCGACCCGCGCGGCGUCAUCGACUCACUUUAUAUCGCCAUGCGCAAGCAUACUAUUAGCUGGCACACCCUGCGCCGCGCCCCCAUCUUCAUGGAAGGGUUGGAGGACUGCUGGGCGCAUGACCCACUGCUAGACAACGACCCGUUCGACGAUGCCGAUAUGGCAGUAGAUGACGAGGCCCGUCCGGCUGCAGGAGACCUCACCGCCGGACGAUCCGCUGCCGCGACAGUAACAUCUGUUGUAGGCGCGGUGGCAGGCUUAAAGCGCCCAUCAACAGAAAUGUCGCGAUCGGAUAGCUUCGGCUCCGGCGCCAACACGACCGCAUCCACAUCCCUUUCCAAAGCCUCCACCACCUCCAUCACCCCCGCUACUACCGCCACCAAAACUACCUCGAUGGUUGAGGCUGUAGAGGACGAGGCCCGGGUCAAGAGGACCUGCCAGGCCGCGCCAUCGAGUAUGUCUACGAUAGUGCCAACAGCCGCGGCAAAAUCGACGGGAACGCCCGUAGCGAAACUAUCGCCAACGUCGACGGCACCACCAUCAAUGCCGGUAUCGGUGUCGGUUUCGGCGGCACCCACAAAUCCCGGGACGAUUGUCGACAUUGGACGGCGGUAUCCUAUCAAAACCGCUUGA